Messenger RNA from Drosophila guanche, 1963 nucleotides. RefSeq lists its product as uncharacterized. The record is from RefSeq and is a predicted model, not a curated record. The transcript is spliced from 5 exons. NCBI's taxonomy places the organism in Eukaryota, Metazoa, Arthropoda, Insecta, Diptera, Drosophilidae. The coding region runs from base 656 to 1954 and encodes 432 amino acids.
UAAAUAAAAAACUAAUUGAAUUAAGCAAUUCAAUUGACAUUGACCCCAUUGUGGGGGAGCGGCAUGUAAUCCAAUUAGUGCUUUGUGAGGCAAUGACGUCAAAAUCGGUUUCUGAUGAGGUGAGCGGGUGAGAGGGGAAGUGAAGUAACUAUAAAUAUCCAGUUUGCUAAUUUGUGUACAAUAUAGUGCGCUGGCACUGGCACGUCUAUCUUCAUUUGUUGUGAUUGCCACCGCUGCUUCUGUUAUGCUGUGAAAACUCGUAAAUUAUUCAGCACUUUUUACUGCUCGCAUUUUGUGUUGGGUGAGUUUGGGCUGGGCUGGAUUGGGUUGUGGGGAUGUGGUGUUGCUCCACAUUUAAUGGGCGGCACAGAGGUGUGGAAAACAGAUUCGCAACAGGAAACAAAACAGAGAAAGAGCUGACGAAACGUGAAAAGCGAGAGCACACACACAGAUGCGAUGUGCUGCUUCCCAUUCCCCAAUUCCCAGUUCGCUGGUGAUGGUGCUGGUGCUGCUGCUGUUGGCGCAUCUAAUUGUUUUGAAUGUUGCGUUUUGUUAUUGUAAUUAAUAUUUAGCUAAAUUCUGCAGUGGGUUUUGGUUUGUCACAAACUAAAAAGCGAAAAGCGUCGAACAAAUUGCGGUCAUUAAACUUUUUGCCAUGCCAACUGAAAUAAAGUGUCGCCUCCGUGUGGGCUGCCUGCCACUACAGCGCCAAAGAGCAACGCGUGCGGAUCAGUGGAUUAUCAUCACUUGCACUGCACUGCACCUGCACUUGCAACUCACAGUGGCAACUUGCUGUCUACUCCUGGCCUUCGCAAAAGUGCCCACACAUCCGCAGCAGACAAACACCUGGCGGGAUCUAUUUUUUGGCAGCAAGUGGCUGUCGCCGGGUCCGCGUUUCCGUGAGUCCAAGUUUUUUCCCAUAUUUGCUCUGGUGCCCAUUGGACCCGGCAGCUGUUCGGCGCCCUCUGGGGAGCAGGGUAAUUGUAUUCCCAGCAAGGAUUGUAUACUCAGGAAUGGCAUACCAGCGGGUCCCUGUGGCGGCGGCUAUGGCGUCUGUUGCGUAUUUCUGCAGACCUGUGGUGGCGUGAUACGCGAGAACUCUACCUACUUUGUGAACCCGAAUCAUCCGGAUGUGUAUGAUGGCACUGGCAGUUGCCAGGUGACGGUGCAGAAACUUCAUCCGGACAUCUGUCAGCUGCGCUUGGAUCUGGAUAUGUUUUCCAUAGCUCCACCAGAGGCCGCCAAUCAUUUGUGCAAUCAAGAUCAGCUUCUUAUAUCGGGCGGAAGUCCAACGCCCACCAUUUGUGGCAGCUCCACGGGCGAUCACAUGUACAUUGAUGCGGGUCUGGGCCAAAGCAAUCCGAUUGUCUUAUCUGUGAUCACCAGCGGAAGUUUUCCGCGCCUGUGGCGCAUCCGCGUCACGCAAAUCCACUGCGGCAGCAUCAGUCGAGCGGAUCAGGGCUGUCUGCAGUAUUACACGGCCAUUAGCGGGCGCGUGCGGAGCUUCAACUACAACACGGUGGGUGGGAGGCAACUCUCCAAUCAGGACUACAGCAUCUGCAUUCGCAAUGAGCGAAACUUUUGCGGCAUUCAGUACAACACCUGCCCGGACCUGGAGAACAAUCGGUCGAGGGCCUUCACGCUGUCGGGCAACUCCAACAAUCCUGUUCCCACCAUGGUGGGUGGCGGCGGUGCCAAUGGCUGUGUCAGCGAUUGGCUGCUGAUUGGCUGCAUUCGAUCGGCGGAUCGCGUUCCACCGCUGCCGGGCUGCGAGGAUCGUGUCUGUGGGGGCACCUUCAGCGCCGAGGCUGGCAUGUUGGCCAAGACAGUACAAUCCAGCGUUCGUCCUUUUCGGCUGUACUUCCACACGGAUGGCGUUGAGGCACCGAAUGACAUAGAUAAUCGUGGAUUCUGCCUGGACUAUGUUCAGCAGCCCUGUACAAAUGGUUUUUAGUCGUCGCCG